Messenger RNA from Ailuropoda melanoleuca (giant panda), 678 nucleotides. It is a transcript of the gene FEV, whose product is annotated as FEV transcription factor, ETS family member. NCBI's taxonomy places the organism in Eukaryota, Metazoa, Chordata, Mammalia, Carnivora, Ursidae. Gene Ontology annotation, molecular function: sequence-specific DNA binding; DNA-binding transcription factor activity, RNA polymerase II-specific. The record is from RefSeq and is a predicted model, not a curated record. Gene Ontology annotation, biological process: regulation of transcription by RNA polymerase II; cell differentiation. Gene Ontology annotation, cellular component: nucleus.
AUGGGGGCUGGAAUGGGCGGAAGGAGGGGCUGUGGCCCCGGGGGUCCGAGGACCCCCUCCAUCCCCCGCCACACCCGGGCAGCCCCCUCCCGCCAGGCCCUGCCGGACCCGCCGUCUUCUCCUUGUCACCCGCGGUUGCCUCGGGCGGGGAUCGGUGCCCCGGAGCGCAAAGCCUGACGCGUCCCCCCUUUCUCAUCCCCCCCCCACCCUCCCACCACCCAGUCCCUGGCGGCGAUGAGACAGAGCGGCGCCUCCCAGCCCCUGCUGAUCAACAUGUACCUGCCAGAUCCCGUCGGAGACGGUCUCUUCAAGGAAGGGAAGAGCCCGGGGUGGGGGCCGCUGAGCCCUGCGGUACAGAAAGGCAGCGGGCAGAUCCAACUGUGGCAGUUUCUGCUGGAGCUCCUGGCGGACCGCGCCAACGCCGGCUGCAUCGCGUGGGAGGGCGGCCACGGCGAGUUCAAGCUCACGGACCCAGACGAGGUGGCGCGGCGUUGGGGCGAGCGCAAGAGCAAGCCCAACAUGAACUACGACAAGCUGAGCCGCGCGCUGCGCUACUACUACGACAAGAACAUCAUGAGCAAGGUGCACGGCAAGCGCUACGCCUACCGCUUCGACUUCCAGGGUCUGGCCCAGGCCUGCCAGCCGCCGCCCGCGCACGCCCACGCCCCAGAGCCCUGA